Messenger RNA from Punica granatum (pomegranate), 916 nucleotides. NCBI's taxonomy places the organism in Eukaryota, Viridiplantae, Streptophyta, Magnoliopsida, Myrtales, Lythraceae. The record is from RefSeq and is a predicted model, not a curated record.
UUGUGAGGGAAAGCUAACAGAAGUGUUCCCGUAGACAGACGCCCACCAGAUCCCUUCCCUGUCUUCUUCAACCUCUCGCUACCAUCAUCAGCUCUCUUUCUCCUUCGCUUUCAUCGGCUCCCUGUUCUGUCCGUCUACCAAAUCCUCUGCACGUACUAAUGGCGACGAAGGGAUGGGCGAGCAAAGUCUCGGCAAUAUCCGCUCGAGUAUACUUCUUCUUGAUCAUCCUCCAGAUCCCUCUUUUUAGGGUCCCAUGCAGGUCCGGCAUGUGCACAACACCGAUACAGGUCACAUCAUCUCAGUUGAUUGCGAGUGAGAUCUUUCCUGCCCCUGUUGUGAAAGCCCUUCUGUAUCCCGGAGCUAUCGUGCAUGGCCUUAUCAAGAACACGACUGUUCCAAGAUGGGGUGAUUUGCUAGAGAUUUAUAACUUGAACGCCAUGAAAGAAGCCUCACCAGUAGUUGACCUACACCGCUUAGAGGUGCUCGCAGGAAGCUAUUUCUGUGUAGCGGGAGCAAUUGUGGGCAUUCUGAAGCCUGGGAGGAUGAGCAUGUUUGGAACACUGCUUGUGAUUUGGGGCCUUGUUAAGGAAGGGAUGCUGGGAAAGCCAGUGAACACGGAUCCUGCAAGAGCAGUUUAUGUUUAUCCAACAAUGGUGUUAGCGUUAAUCUGUGCCCUGUCCUCCAUCAAAUACGAUGUAAAGAAAGCCAUGAGGGCUGCAGCUGCUCGGCCUAUUGCCAAGCCAGUGGAGAGGUCAUCUAAAUCUAAGCUCAAAUAGAACUGUAUCUUUGUGGUUGUUGAACGUGUUGGUCAUUUUUGCCAUGAGUAAUGUUUGUUGUUUAACGUACGAAGAGUUUGUUUUCUGCUUUUGUUUGUGAAUACUAGACAAUUAAUUGAUAAUACCUUUUCACUUCUGCA